AAACUAAAAAACAUUCUUCAUAUGAAUUCAACAUUUCUGCUGAAUAGUUCCCUUUGUGACAAUAUGCCCCGCCCUUUAAUGAGCAAUUUGUGCUCAAUGGACUGUAUAUUGUGUUAUAUGCAAAAAUGGAAGGAAUUCUCAAGAGCCUUAUUCUAGUCAAACAAAGAUGUUUGAACAAAAAAAUGAGUUUACAUGGAGUAAAUAGUGUGGAAAAGAGUGAAAACAUACUCUAGCCUCUGUCUCCUCUUUAAGCAUGAGUGGUUUACAGAUUACAGCUUGUAUAGGUUCAAAAGUGACUGCUAAAAGGGUGACUUAUGAGUUCACCCAACCCAUCCCUCCAGCACGACUGUCCCUAAUCAAACACUGCAAGUUGUUUUAGACAAAAUACCUGCAAAGAGAAAACAAAUAAAAUGUAAUACUUGUGAUGUAUGAUAUACAAAAAAGCAAUAUGGAUCCACAGAUGUUACUGAGAGCAGAGGCAUAACGUCAUCUCUGUCUGAGACCAGAUCAUCAAGCCAAUUUAGAAAAAAGCAUUACGAGAUGUGAAAAACAUAUCCAUGUCAAAUAUCUGAUUGGCUGUAUAUUUUAUGUACAUGUCAUAAAUCGAUAUGCAGGAUGAAAGCUAUUUCUAGACACAGGCAUGCAGUGUCAUGCCUCCCACGGUUUUGCAUAUCACCCAGGCAACCGUUUCAAAAAAAAUGCGCUUGCAUCCAACUCUGUCUCUUUUGUUGCACUGUGAAUACUUCAUCCUUGCCGCAGCCGCUCGCAUGCAGUCAAUGUGACCGGCCAAUGCAAUGCAAUGCAAUGCAAUGCUCUAUAUGGAUUUUUAAAGGGAAACACACCUCCAAUAACCACAGCUGCUUCCAGCUGGGUGGGUGUCUUUUGUGAGAGCAUGGCACAUGUGCGCUCUGUAAUAUACGGAUGGCUUACUGACUUUGCUUGCCGUGCACGUGUGCUGGACACAGCCCAGAAGGGAGCAAAUCAGCUGCUCGCACAAUCUCCCUCAGGAAGAAUUUCUGUCUCACACUCCUCUGCCUCUCUCUCUCUUAACCAGUCUAUUCCCUGCUAGAGAUGCACCGAUAAGCCGUUGGCUGGAGUGGAAGACUUGUGCACAGAGAACACAGAUGCUCUACAUGUAAUAUACGGACACACACACACACACACACACAUACACUCGCUGUAAGAUGCCAGCUCAUCUGAGCCUGGCAGAGCAGGAACGGGAGUGGAGGAGGACAGAGCUGGGUCUCGCUGCGAUCUCGGAGAAGGGUCGGACGAAGAUGUGCGACACUGCGAGGAAGCAGAGAGAUUCCAGAUCUGACGUGAGACCCACAGCCCUGGAGCAAAAAAGAAAAGCAUGUGCUCCACCGAACAUUAAAUCAGCGCAGAUUAACAUCAACAAACGAAAUGGAAAUAAUACAGAAUCAAAUGCGCUGAAAGUGGACGAGAGACUGCGACUGGCCCGGGAACGUAGAGAGGUGUACCAAAAACAGCUGGCCCUGCGUGAGCGGGGUUGGCUGGCGAGGGAGGAGCGGGCCAAGCAGUUCUACGAGAAACACCUUGAGGAGCGAAGGAAGAAGUUGGAGGAGCAGCGACAAAGAGAGGAACGGAGGAGGAUGGCGGUCGAGGAGAAGCGCAAACAGAGGCUCAAAGAAGAAAGAGAGCGUUACGAGUCUGUGGUGCGGAAGACGAUGGAGAAAAGUGAAAAAGCCAAACAGAAACCUACCCGCUGCUCACGAAGGGUCAUCAAGAACGAAAACAAUAACGCUAAACGCCGCUCUCUUAGUCAGUGGGAGAUUGACCUUGUCCGUCGUCUUCAGACUCCUACUGUCUCUUAUCUAGCCAGAAGCAGGAGCGCUGUGUGUCUGUCACGAGACACAGUUGUUCAUGUUUGUCGUCGUUCAGCCUCAUGUCAUACCAUGAACUCAAGCGCCACACGAAAACCCCAGGUGCAUUGUGGGAAAGUGCCAAACAGGCCUGCAAGCUCGAGUCCAAGAGUCACCAUCCGGAGGACCACCAACAGAGAUCUGGUGGCAAAAGGAAAUUCUGAGGGACUGGACCUGAAAAAGCCACAGAUUCAAACAACAACAACUGAAAUCAAGCCCAAACAGGACACAAACCCACCAGAGAAUACCGUCCUCCCAGCAUCAUGGCUGCAGAACAGAUCACAUAUCCGUCAAGCCACGAUUAAACAAGACAGUUUGCCUCCGCUGCCAGAAGAGGAGGACCUAGAAUCCGAGGAAACGCUUGCUCAACAAUGCCUGCGAGAUAACCAACUCCAGUCGAAUCCAGUUACUAAUGGGCCUUCGAAUCCACCAGCAGGUUCUCAGAUUCCUAAUGGACCAAGUCAGCUUGGUGACGCAGCACAAGUGAGACCCGCUGCUUGGACUACAGACCCUGAAGAAGCCACCCGACUUCUGACUGAGAAAAGGAGACAAGCCAGACUCCAGAGAGAGAAGGAGGAAGAGGAGCGCAGACAGAAGGAGGAGAUGGAAAGAAAGAGCAGAGAGGAACUGGUCCGUCGAAGAGCUGAAGAACGAGCCAGGCAGGAAGCAGAGGCCCUGAGACUGGAGGAGGAGAAGAGGAAGAGAGAGGAAGAAGAGCGACUCAAGGCUGAAGAGGAGAGCAUUCGCAGACAGAAAGAGGAAGAAAACAGGCUUCAACAGCAGAGAGAGCAAGAGGCUCGUCAGAGGGAGCUGGCAGAGCAGCAGAGACUGGAAAGAGAGAGUCGUUUCCAGAAAGAGGAGGUUGAACGCCAAGAAAGGAAAAAGCGUCUGGAAGAAAUCAUGAAAAGAACGAGAAAAACAGACUCUGAUAACAAGAAAACUGCAUCGGUGAAGGACAACUUGCCUUGUGAGAACGUGAAGCCUGUAAUCAGGCUAGCAGGUCCAGGAAAAACGCCAAAACUGGAGCUGAGGGACGAGGAGGAUAUGCUUCCUACUGUGGCCUUCAAGGAGCGCCGGUCCUUUCGCAGUCUUUCUGGCCUGGAUGAGAUACAAGCCCAUCAGCAAACCGAGGUUAUUUAACCCACGGAUCUGUCAUAUGAUGCCAAGACCAUCAGAGCAACUUCAGCAAGCUUGUCUUUCUGAACAACACAUGCACUUAAUUUCCCUGCACUUUAAUAAACCUGUAGUUCAGCAGUCACACGUCCUUCUACAGAUUACAGUUCUCCACUGCCCAAUUAAAAUGAUGCCUGAAUUACUGCUUGAUUUGCUAGAGUGACAUCAUUACAUCACUCAGUAGCUGGAUAAAUUUGAGUAUGCUGUAAGAUUCACAUAACAACAACAAUAAUAAUAAUAAUAAUAAUAAUACUUGAAUAAUACUUAUUGACUUAAAGGUAGACUACCCGCCAAAUAAAACUUGAAUGACUAAUUUUUAAGCUUUAAUUUCAUCGUUUAACAUUUUAGCCAGUAUGUUAUGUGUUAUGAAGAGAAAGGUUUUCUCCUCAAACGUCCGAGUUGUGUUCUAAAAGUCUUAUGGAUUUAUCAGUUGGUUUUUUUUUUGUUUUGUUUUAAAUAUACACAUGUAAAUGGUAAUAUUCACGUGCACGAAUGCAAAAUGUACAGUACGGUUUAAAAGUUUGGGGUCAAGUACAAUUUUAUUUUUUAGCAAGAACGCAUUAAAAUGAUCAAAACUCAAUUGCAAAUAAAUUUUCUAAUCUAAAGGAUUCUAAAAAUGUAUUCCGGUUGACAAAAAUAUAAGCAGCAUAACUAUUUUUAACAGUUUCUUGAGCACCAAAUCAGCAUAUAGUGGCUUCAACAAUAACUUGCUACCCCGCUGCCUAAAAAGUUUAGUUUAAACAAUUUUGAUUUUUUUUUUUAUACAGUGUAUUAGAAUGAUUUCUGAACUAUCGUGUAACAUCGAAGAGUGGAGUAAUAACGCUGAAAAUUCAGCCUUGCAAUAACAGAAAUAAAUUACAUUUAAAAAAAAUGUCCUUUGAAAUUGUAAUAUAUUCACAAUAUUACCCAUCAAACAGAUGCAGCCUUUGUGCGCAUGAGGAAAAAAAAAAAUCUUACAAACCCCAAACUUUUGAAUGGCAAUGUCUGUGUAUUUUAUCUCCAGAUAUCUGUGCUAGAAACUGUUCAUGUAAUUUAAGGAUCUCUCUUUGCAAUGCUGCUGCUUUGACUCACGAGGGCACACAAAUAUACAGAGGUCAUUUUACAUCUGUCCUUUCUGCUUACCAGUGCUUUUGUGUCACAGUAUUACACCAGACAGGUGAGCUUGUGAAUUUCCAGUUUCUGGUUUAACACUGCUGCUAUUUAGCUGUUCCAAAUAAAAACAACCCCUUCCCCACCCCCUUUUAAUAAAUGAAAAUUUAUGAUUACAUGCUCGUCUGCCUUAUAAACAUUACUAUAGUGUGCCGGUACCUGCUGACCUUGUGCAAUGAUAGAGGCUUAUGCAAAUAUGGUGCAAAGAUGUAAACAGUUCGAUUCAUUUUUUUUUAUUGGUGUAAGUAAAUAAGCUUCAGUAAACAGA
Puntigrus tetrazona (Sumatra barb) is the source of this 4473-nucleotide messenger RNA. RefSeq names its product microtubule-associated protein 7a (gene map7a). The transcript is spliced from 15 exons. The coding region runs from base 1185 to 3023 and encodes 612 amino acids. Gene Ontology annotation, cellular component: microtubule cytoskeleton. Lineage: Eukaryota; Metazoa; Chordata; Actinopteri; Cypriniformes; Cyprinidae. The record is from RefSeq and is a predicted model, not a curated record. Gene Ontology annotation, biological process: microtubule cytoskeleton organization.